Messenger RNA from Lentinula edodes (shiitake mushroom), 5139 nucleotides. RefSeq lists its product as uncharacterized. The record is from RefSeq and is a predicted model, not a curated record. The coding region runs from base 1 to 5139 and encodes 1712 amino acids. The transcript is spliced from 10 exons. NCBI's taxonomy places the organism in Eukaryota, Fungi, Basidiomycota, Agaricomycetes, Agaricales, Omphalotaceae.
AUGGCCUCAAUGUUAGAGACUCCUUCGAGGAUAUGGAGAAGGAUUGAAGCGGAAGGCAGUCGGGAUAUGCCUUCACUGCCUUCGGUUCCAGGCUUCGAUGAUUCUGCAGAAAUUUCCAUCUCUAGCGAUGAUCCACGACCAUAUCACGGCGAAUACGAAGUAAACGAAGAACCAAGCUUUGGGCACAUAGCCUCCCCUAUUCACUCGACACCAGCUGCUUCCUCCCAUCAUGCCUCAACCAUACGUGCCACUUCGAGCACCUCCAGCACUACACGUUUUGCCCACUCGCUCGCUCGCUCAGGAAGGUCUUCUUUAGCUCAUUCUAGCAUCUCUAGAGCAUUAUCGGCCCGCCGAAACUACCCAGAUAGUUUUGAAAUUAGCGCGAUACCGUCACUUCCAGACGACGACAUUGGACGCCGGAGUGACUGUUCAUCUGGCGAAAUAGACGAUGAUCUUGUAGGAAGUAGAGAGAGCGCGCCUGAAGGAUAUACAUAUACCUCCGAUAGGAUACGAAUGCCGAUGGAUGAAGACGCUAAUUUCGACGUUUCCUUAACUGAUGCUUUAGAAUCGAUCAGCUCACCGUAUCAGAGUGAGCCAGAACGCGGCCGUACUCCCAAAGAGCAGUCAUACAUCGACUACGAAGUUUCUCUGAAAUCUUCACCAAAGCCUACACCGCUCAGCAGUAAAUUUCGUCAUGUCUCUAUGCGACGGCCCAUGCUCGAAAGAACCAGGACACCGUCCUUGUCACGGACGUCUCUUUCGCCUGUGUCAUCUCCUUCAAAUUCUACACCUCGAAGCGGUAGAUCACUGGCCAUGGACCGUUCUACCAGUGUUUCCCCAAUUCAGGGACUUUCGAUUCCUCUUCCGCCCUCUCAUGCAAACUCUCCCGCUCCACAAAGCCCGGAGCCCAACAUCAGUCUAAAUCAAUCUGAACCGAACACUUCGACCAACACCCAGUCGAUGGAUAUUACCGAUGCACAUGAUUCUCCUAUUAGAUAUCUCGCUGAGUCAGGAUCAGAGGCUAUAGAGGGAAGGGACGAGUCCGUGGAGAGAUCUGUUGCUGGUAAGGAAGAUACUUCCGAGCAUACCUUUUCUACCGACGAUGGCCCUACGCCCUACGCCGUUAUAAAGAACGAGAAUUCACGUUCUCCCGAAGGUCUUGCGAGCGCAUUUUCCUCACCUGCGACCUCGAUGGCAACGCCUACUCCUGCUUUUACUCGCCCGAGGGCACGAUUCAAUCUACCAGAAGGAAGCUCAUCUGAUGAAUCCCAUGAGGCACAUAGAGAAGAUCAUGCAAUACACGACGAAGAGAUGUCCUUGGAGGAACCUAUGACACCUCAAACGCGCAGGCGUUCAUUCUUCUUGUCUGUAAUCAAUUCGACGACGCGCCCCAGGAUGAAAUUCCCCACCCCUCAUCCUCGCGACAGAAUCGUCCCAGAUACUCCCAGUAUGAUGGAUGUUAUACCUGGACCUGCCAGUCGAAGUAUCGUUCAACACACGCCGAUCGCGUUCCCCUCAGCUUUUGCUGGGGCAACUCCUAGACCCCGUUUCAAGCCUAGUAGCCGACUGUCACACCCGCUGGCUCAGGCUCACACCUUGACUUCAUCAUCUUCAACAUCGGAGUCUGAACCUGGCGAAGAGACUGAUGGUACCGUUCGUCCUGAGAAUAACGACGAAAUUAACAACGAACACCUACCGUGGUCUACACCCGCUCCAGUAGCUUCCGUGGCCCACCUUUCUCCGUACGAUGAAGCGGCAUUGAAUGGUGCUUCAUUUGUCUCUACUGCCUCAUCCCAUGAUUUGACAACGCAUCCUCGAGCAAACACCUCCUUCGAUCCAGCGAUGGGUUUCGGUGGAAACGCACCCGGACACGGGGUUGGUCGUUUUAAUGCCAACAAGCUGAAUACCUAUCUGCAUGGGCUUAACAGAAAACUUCAGGAGGAGAAUGAGGCACUAAUGGAACGCAAUCGUAUUCUGGAGGAAAAUCAAGGCAAAUCAAGUUCAGCUAGUAUUCCGCCGACUCCCGUGGCAUCCGCCAUGGGCUCUAGACGCCAAAGCGGGGGUAGUAGACGCCUUAGCGCUGUCUCCAACUUGGGCGAUCUACAGGAGGAAGCAAAUGAGGCAUGGAUGGAAGAAAAGGCAGAAUUAGAAGAAAUGGUAGACGCGUUCAAAAACGAGGCUGAACAAUGUAUGAAGGAAAAGGAAGAAGUAGAGAAUGCUCUGGAACGUGAAACCCGAGAGCGGGCGAAGGAUAAGGAGAGAUGGAAAGAAAGGAUGAGUGAGGUUCAGAAGGGUGUUGAGGACAUUGUCCGCGAUCUAGAAAACAAACUACAUGCUGCCCAAGAAAACGCACAGAAUGCAGAAAAAGAUGCUCUAGGACAGGCGAAGGACCUUGAAAAGAAGCUUGCGGAAGCUCAGGCGCAACGAGAUGACGCUGCUGCAAGGGCAGAGAAGGCCGAGGGCGCUUUAGCAAACAACCAGGAUCUAGGUGGCGAAUUGCGAAAUGCAAACGAUCGAGUGAGCUGUCUCAUGGGUGACUUGAGGAAUGCCAACUCUCAGAUCGAAGAGUUAGAGCAGGAACUCGUACGGUCCGAGGAAUUCGUUGAUGGUCUCGAGCGCAAUCUCACAGAGCAUAAAAACAUCCUUGUUGACCUUCGAAAGACUCUGGAGUCCAAGGAUCAACAGAUCGAAGCUCAACGGAUUGAGGUCCGUCAUUUGGAACAGGCUCAUCAGAAAACUGAGGAGGUGUUAAGUGCUACCCGAGAGUACAUAACAAAGAUCGAGGAGGAUGCGUCUACCGCCGUUGAGCAUGCUGAAGCCCUUGGAGAGGAACUCGAGGCUGCCAAAGAGGAGGUUCAACAUCUAAAAAUGGUUGCGGCAGAUAGAGAGGCUCAAGGUGAGCAACUGGCCAAGGAAGCUGAAAGGGCUGCUCAACUCGCAAGGCAAAUGGAGGAGGCACUCGAAGCUGCAGAAAAGAAGAUGGCUGAGGAUGAGGAUGACCUCGCUGCUGUGAAUGGGAAACUGAACGCUCUUGAGAGAGAGAAAGAGCGUCAGAAGGAGCUCAGCACUAGGUCCAUCGAUCAAUCUCGUUUGGCUUCUGCCACCGCCGCACAGGUUGCCGCUCAUGAAGCAGAAAUUGAAGCUCUCGAGCAAGAACUCGACAAUGCCACGAAGGAGAUUGCGAGAUUGAAUACUGUACUCAACCAGUCUCCCGCACGGAAGGCUGUUGACAAGGCGAAAGACGCGAAGAUCGAAAUGCUCGAGCAGGAGAACGAAGCCUUAUCCGAGCGAAUCAAAGCCUUAAGAAUGACGAUGAACGACUUUAACACCCCAAGCAAGAUGAUCAACAACAGUGGUAUUUCUCCAAUGCAUCGUCGUGCACUCUCGAUGUCCAUUCGAGCUCCUAAAACUCCAGGUGGACCUCUACGAGAUAUGUCAUGGCUUAAUAGCACUACCGCGGAUCUUGUCAAUGGUUCCCCGCUUGUUGCAGAGAUUUCUAGGUUGCAACGGGAAUUGGACCGUGCCAACGAAAGUAUUGACGAUAAACUCGAUAAGCUUGAGGAUGCUGGUCUGGGUGUCGUGGGUUUGACAAAAAAACUCGAAGAUGCUCGUUCCAAAAUCAGAUCGCUGGAGGACCACAUUGCUCGUUUGUCCCGAAGAGAAGAACGUAGACUUCGUCGCCUGGAACGGAUCCGAUGCCAAAAAUGCUUAACCAAGGUUGAUGUUCGCAAUAUAAUACAUCUUUCGGAAGAUGAAAGUCUGUUUGAAACAGGGAACGAUAUCCUGCCCUCAGAACCACCGACACCUCCAACCAAGACCAGCGAUGCCUUGCGAGAAAACCUCCGAACCGUUAACUCUCAGCUGCAGGAAACCAAGAAGCAAUGGGAAGAUGAAAAGCGAAAACUACUUGGAGAGAAGGCUGUUCUCCAGGAUGCAGCUAAUCGAUUGAAUGCUGAGGUACGGGACAUAAAAGUAGAAGCAUCGAAAGCUUCCGAAGCUCAGAAGAUGAAUGGCCGCCUUCGUCAAGAUAUCCAAGGGGACCUCGAGAAAGCCCGACGCACCAUCACUGAGCUUGAAAGUGAUCUCAAGGCAGAACGGGCUCGACUAAGAAACAUGACCGCGGAACAAAGUCGUGUCGAUCGGGAGAAGGAGCAGAUCUUCGUUCAAUUGCAGCGUACGGAAACGGACAUGGAAGAUGUACGAACACAGUUACAGUCAUGUAAGAAGGAGAAUAAAGAACUAGAAAACGAACUACGAGUCAAUGCAAACAUUGACCAACGGGCGAAGCUCCUCGAGAUCAAAGUUGCUGAGAAUGCGGAAACGAUGGACCAGCUUCGGGAAGAACGAGCAUUGCUUGCUACAGAUUACAAGGAACUCCAACAACGAUACUCUGAGAUCUCAGAGCACGCCAACCGACUCCUCGACAGCGAAGCAGCUUCUCGAAAAACACACGACAAGCACCGUCAUGAGCUCGACUUAUAUCUGGGCGAAAUAGAAGAUCUCCGUAAAGCACUCUCUGAUCGUUCAGGGGAACUCCACCGUGUCGAAGCCGAGAAACAUCGAAUUGCUGCUGAGCGGAGUGAUGUCGCUCAGACUGUCGCCGUGCUAGAGGCUGACCUUAGGCGUGUAAGGGAUAGCGCGGAGGCUUUUGGUCGUGACUUGAAGGAGCUCCGGUUAGAGAAGGAAAGGUUGGAGAAGGAACACCAAGAAGAGCAGCUCAAAAUACACCGAGCCAGGAAACAGACUCAAACGCAGAUCCGCCUACUCACUGAACAAUUAGAGGGUCAACGUGCGAAGACGCUCGAAGCGAGAGCAGAAUUGGAGAACCACGUUUGUGCGAUGGAUGACCGCCAGCUAUCCGCCCUCAAGCUCCAGCACAACAAAGAAGCUAAGGGCCUGAUAGUGCAAAUCCGUUACCUCAAAGCUAAAUUCACUCGGGAAUCAAUGAUGCGGUUCGAUUUAGCCUACCAGAAACACUAUCUCCUAGUUCUGCUGAAUAAAUUUGAAAAGAGUGAAAAAACCAUUUCUGCUGCAAUCGCAAGAAUUGGUUUCCCUGUGGCCGCGCCUCCUUCUCGACCAACGAAACCCAGACUGAAAACCAUUAUUCAGUCGAUUAUCUUCGUUGUUCGAGCAAGGUAA